Messenger RNA from Mustela lutreola (European mink), 3961 nucleotides. RefSeq names its product G protein-coupled receptor 17 (gene GPR17). Gene Ontology annotation, cellular component: membrane. The transcript has 2 exons. NCBI's taxonomy places the organism in Eukaryota, Metazoa, Chordata, Mammalia, Carnivora, Mustelidae. Bases 260 to 1279 code for a protein of 339 amino acids. The record is from RefSeq and is a predicted model, not a curated record. Gene Ontology annotation, biological process: positive regulation of Rho protein signal transduction; phospholipase C-activating G protein-coupled receptor signaling pathway. Gene Ontology annotation, molecular function: G protein-coupled receptor activity.
GUGGCAGCAGAGAUAGCCGUAGGAGUGGCCCACCACACAAGGAACCCCUCGGAAUGAAGCGGCCUUUCAGGGCCAAGAGGGGCUGCAGUCUCCCCUCCUCUCCUUAAAUAGCCAGCCUUCCACCACAGCGGCACGGAGCCCACUGCCAGCACCCCCUAGCCACUGGCCGAAGCCCACCUGCCACCCCGUAGCCCUCCUGCCUUUGCACCUGGACCCAGCUGUGAGAGGCUUGUCCCCUGGCUCUGCUUCCGGCUGAAGCAUGAAUGGCCUGGAGGUGGCUUCCCCAGGUCUGACCACCAACUCCUCCCUGGUCAUCUCAGAACAAUGUGGCCAGGAGACGCCACUGGAGAACGUCCUCUUCGCCUCCUUCUACCUCCUGGAUUUCAUCCUGGCUUUUGUUGGCAAUGCCCUGGCCCUGUGGCUUUUCGUCAGGGACCACAAGUCAGGCACCCCCGCCAACGUAUUCUUGAUGCAUCUGGCUGUGGCCGACUUGUCCUGUGUGCUGGUCCUGCCCACCCGCCUCGUCUACCACUUCUCUGGGAACCACUGGCCGUUUGGGGAAAUCCCGUGCCGACUCACCGGCUUCCUCUUCUACCUCAACAUGUACGCCAGCAUCUACUUCCUCACUUGCAUCAGUGCUGACCGCUUCCUGGCCAUCGUACACCCCGUCAAGUCCCUCAAGCUCCGCAGGCCCCUGUACGCACACCUGGCCUGCGCCUUCCUCUGGGUAGUGGUGGCCGUAGCCAUGGCCCCGCUGCUGGUGAGCCCGCAGACCGUGCAGACCAACCACACAGUCAUCUGCCUGCAGCUGUACCGGGAGAAGGCCUCCCAGCACGCCCUUGUGUCCCUGGCUGUGGCCUUCACCUUCCCGUUUGUCACCACGGUCACCUGCUACCUGCUGAUCAUCCGCAGCCUGCGGCAGGGCCCUCGUGUGGAGAAGCGCCUCAAGAACAAGGCGGUCCGCAUGAUCGCCGUGGUGCUCGCCAUAUUCCUGGUCUGCUUUGUGCCCUACCACGUGCACCGCUCCGUCUACGUGCUGCGCUACCACGGCGGCGGGACCUCAUGUGCCACCCAGCGCGUCCUGGCCCUGGGAAACCGCGUCACCUCCUGCCUCACCAGCCUCAAUGGGGCGCUGGACCCAGUCAUGUACUUCUUUGUGGCUGAGAAGUUCCGCGAUGCCCUGUGCAACCUGGUCUGUGGCAAAAGGCUCUCCGGCCCGCCCCCCAGCUUUGAAGGGAAAACCAAUGAGAGCUCACUGAGUGCCAGGUCAGAGCUGUGAGCCCUUGGACGCCAGCCCUGGCCCCCAGUGCCACAGACUGUCCUCAGAAGGACCUCCCCACUCCACCCCAGGAUACACACCACCAGACUCAUGAAGGAGAAGCCCAGUCUCUCCAAGGGUGGAACUCAGCACCCAGUAACUGGUUCUGUCUUAUCUCAUGUACAAAUCCCUAAAAGAGGACACCCCUCCAUGGGACCAAUCAGCCACCCACCCCCUGCAGAGACUGUGCUGGCCCUGCUCACUUACAGUUACUGGAUACUCAGUGACUUCACCCCAUGGCAGGGGGGGCAAGGGGGCCAGAGGAACAGUUCCCAAACAAUGAGUGUCUUUCUUCCCCAAGGGCUGCUUGCUAGACUCCCAACCUCCUUCCCACCACGAAAAACACACAGCAGCAGAGCUCUGCAGAAAGAACCCCAGACGGCAGCUGCAAAUGACUGGAGAGAAGGGGAAUGUGGGAAUCCUGAUGGAGGGAAGGGAGUAUGGGUUUCCCAGGUGGCACCUUUGCCAGAUGACCCCUGAGUUCAGGGGACAUGGACGGUAACUUGUAACUGAGUGUUGUACGUACAUUUCAGGUUGGCCAGCAAAUGACAUCCAACAAGCACGGCCUUUGGGCUCCUCAUCUCAGCGCUGGGUCCUUGCUCACUGCGCAAGGCCUGACAAUCCCCACAGCUUCUCGGUAGCCUGAUCCCUCCUGAGUCAGCCGAGCAGCCGGCAGGGGUGGACAGACUGGGGAGCCGGGCUUUGUCCUCGUCUCAGGACACCUCCAGCAGGGAGCCCACGCCUGGCAUGGGACCCUGUGUCCCACUAACCAAGACCAGCAGCGAUGUGCUUUGCCUCCUGAGAGGCUCUCCCUGCCACGGUGGGUCCCAGGUCUCCUUUUGUACCUGAUCACACUGAUUGUAAACAUAACUGUACUUUUAGAUUCUGAAGGUUAUUGUGUUCAGUUGACAUAACUCCCUUCCCAGAACUUCUCCCUCCCACCCAAGAGUGGCAAAGCCGAGGUGAAGACUGGAGAGGCCAGGCAGCACGUGCUUUUGCCUCUGGAUCAGACAGCCCCCGCAGCCUGCCCCACGUGCACACUCACACUCUGCACCACAGGCCUCAGAGGGCGGCCCCGGGCAAGGAGGGUCUCUGCGGGGUGGCCACACUUUCUUCAUAGCAGCACCUUACUUCAGAGCGCCUCCAGCCUCUCCCGGGUUUUCCCAGCCUCUCCUGCCACAGGCAGCUCCAUGUGAGCUGGAGCUCAGGAGAGAGGACUCGCUCAGGCCCACACCUGGCGGGCAACCCCUGAUCGGCACAGGACCGCCAGGACACCACCUGCCCUCCACAGCCCCUCCUGUAGACAACGACAGGGGACCAUGCCCGGUGGCCCACAGACACCAAGACCGACACCAGGCAACACGCAGCAGGAGAAUGGGAGAGAUCACUGCAGGCUGCACCCAGAGCAGAUAGUUGGUGCAGUGGCAGAGAACAGAGAGGCAACAAGGGAGGAGAGGGAGGGGGACUCUCAGCUAGGGUGGGCGACCACCUUCACUGCGUGAGAAGACCUGCUGGUCAGCAGAGGAGAGACCAGGGUUUGGUUGGGGCCUGUUGACUUUGGGAUGCCCAGUGGGCACCAAGUGGUUGAGAACCCAAGGGAAAGGUCUGGAGUGGAGGUGGACAUCUGAGUCAUCCAGCGCAUGCAUGCCAGUCGGGGUUCUGGGACUUUGGACAGAGACGAGGCCCAGGUGCUGAGCCGCCAGCAAGCAAACAUGGAGAGACAGGUGGAGGGAGGUCAGAAGAGGAGAGGACCCAGCACAGCCACAAAGCAGGAGGAAACUAUGAGAACACAGGAUCCUGCGUGCCUGGAGAGGAGGCAUUUCAACAAGAAGAAAAGGCCGCCGUGAAGCCUGCUGAGAGGUCAAGAGAGGACCGUGGUGACCCGUGGGUCUGGCAAUGAGGAGGGAGGUCAUGGGGAUGGACCUGACUGGCAGUGGGGGGCACAUGAGAGGAGCCAGCAAGGGCACUGGAACAUGCCGCAGAUGGCCACAAUGGGAGGACAGCUCUGGGAGAAGCAGCGCAGACUGCAGCGGAGAGCUCCACUGGAGAAGGAGGAGCAGGGACAGGGCCUCCAUGGGGCACUGUGACUGAGGCCUGGGCAGCACCAGGGCAGGGAGCAGGAGAGCCUUCCCCUCGGGAAAGUGGUGGGGAGGUGCUCACUCUAGGAGGGUGGAGGGGAAAGAGACAGUGCAGGGAGAAAAGAGCCAGUCCUCCAGGAAGAAGGGAACUCAGUCUACAAAGGAAACUUAGCACAGAGUGCCAGAGUCAGUUCGGGCCCCCUGGCUGAGUGAUUUCUUUCCAGGAGCAUUUAGCCAGGGGCACAGGGAAGGAGGCAGGCAGCUCCGCUCAGCAGCAAGGGCUGGCCAGACAACAGUGAUGACCCAAAGCUCUUUAUCCAUCUACUGCCUCUGAUGGCCCCUGCUCCGGCCAGCUACCUCCUCACUGCCUGCUGUCAGCCUGCUUCUGGGAGCACGCCCAGGCCUGAGGCAGUCACCCUGUACUCUCUCUGGCCCAGCCCUCACCUAUAAACCAGGGGUCUCUCAGCUGCCUUGCAGAUGGGCCCAGGCCUUGCAGGGAGGCACUAAACAGUGCAUUUGGUGAGGGUCCACCUCCUAGACAGGAUCCGGCCCACCUCACCUGCCU